Molecule: messenger RNA, 889 nt
Organism: Staurois parvus
Lineage: Eukaryota; Metazoa; Chordata; Amphibia; Anura; Ranidae
Source: the annotation of a GenBank genome assembly
GGAACACAUACAGAGGCUAGACCGAGAAGUAAAUGAAUUUGUUGAUUAUUUGUUUGGACCAAGGGAUCAAAGAGUUAGAGGAUGGUUUAUGCUGGAUUCCUGUCUUCCCACUCUUACACUGACUAUCCUUUAUGUUCUAUCCGUAUGGUUGGGGACCAAAUAUAUGAAGAAUAGACCAGCCUUUUCUCUCAGGGGCCACCUAAUUGUUUACAAUCUUGCAGUUACUUUGCUCUCCUUGUAUAUGUUAAUAGAGCUUAUUCUUUCAACAUGGGAAGGCAGCUACAACUUACAAUGCCAGAACUUAGACAGUGCGGGGGAAGCAGAUGUGCGGGUGGCCAAAGUGCUGUGGUGGUAUUAUUUUUCAAAAGCAAUUGAAUUUUAUGGACACCAUUUUCUUUGUUUUACGGAAAAAAAGAAUAGCCAAAUCACUUUCCUCCAUGUUUAUCACCAUGCCACAAUGUUCAAUAUAUGGUGGUGUGUUCUCAACUGGAUCCCAUGUGGACAAAGUUUCUUUGGACCUACCCUGAACAGUUUCAUCCAUGUUCUUAUGUACUCCUACUAUGGCCUGUCAGUUAUUCCAUCCAUGCACAAAUACCUCUGGUGGAAGAAGUAUCUUACUCAGGCCCAACUGAUUCAGUUCCUGCUCACCAUUUCUCACACGCUCAGUGCGGUGGUUAAACCCUGUGGGUUUCCUUUUGGAUGUCUAAUAUUCCAGUCAUCCUAUAUGACUACAUUGGUCAUAUUAUUUGUAAACUUUUAUCUGAAGACAUACAAGAAGUCAACAAAAUCUGAUUCUAAUAGAACAGCAGCCAGCUUAGAUCUGAAGAACGGAUAUCACAAGGACUUAAUGAAUGCAAGCAAUGGUUUUGUGCACAAGAAACACAACUAG